AUGUCGGCAACUACAUCCGAUCCAAAGUUCAGCAAGAACGAAGCAGGUCAUUCGGCUGAUACUGCCAGCCUCAGAAACAAGGAGCGAGGAAGCGAUGAUACUGAGAGGAGUGGUGACUUGAACCAGGAUCUGGACCAGGGAUCAGAGCCUGAGUACGCGACAUCCUUCCGUUUAAUCAUCAUCAUGUCCACCUUGAGCCUCAGUACUCUGAUCGCGGCUUUGGACCUGGGUAUCGUUGCCACGGCUAUCCCGAAGCUCACCAGCGACUUUCACGCCCUCGGCGAUAUUGGAUGGUACAGCGGCGCCUGUUUCCUUCUCGUCGGUACGACCUCCGCUCCGUGGGGUAAGAUGUACAAAUACUUCUCGGCUCAAUGGACGUAUAUGACAGCACUUGCCUUGUACCUGAUUGGGAGUAUCGUGGCCGCCACCGCACCUAGCAGCAUUGCGUUGAUCGUGGGCCGAGCUCUGCAGGGUUGGGGAUGUGCGGGCACGCUCGGCGGCUCUGUCCUGAUCAUUAACUUUACGGCGCAGCCUAAGACUCGCCCUUUACUCAUCGGCCUAUGGAUGGGCGUUUUUAUGAUCGCCACGACCAUUGGCCCCCUGAUAGGCGGCGUGUUCACGACUGAGGUCACAUGGAGAUGGUGUUUCUGGGUGAAUCUCCCGGUGGGAGGCACAGCUCUCGUACUGCAAUUCCUCUUUUUGCGUAUGCCAAAACACAUCAAGCCCGCCCCCGCGACGUGGAAGGAGAUUCUACUGCAUCUCGAUCUCCCCGGCUGGAGUUUGCUGUUCACCUCGGUCAUCUGCUUCACCUUGGCUCUGCAAUGGGGAGGCCUGGAGAAACUGUGGUCUAAUGGCUCCGUCAUCGCCACCUUGACCCUUUGGAUUGCCUUAACGAUUGCUUUCGUGAUCGUCGAGUGGUUUCAGGGCGAGUACGCCAUCAUGCCCUUGAAAAUGUUGGCGGGUCGUAUUACGUGGUCCAAUCUCUUAUACGCGUUCAUUGCCAAUCUAGCUAACUUUCAGAUACUGUUUUAUCUCCCCAUCUACUUCCAGGCCGUUCAUGGCAUGUCCGCUAUCAUGAGUGGCGUCUACUGCCUUCCGUUCAUGGCUUUCUAUACCUGCGGAGCUAUAGUCAGCGGUAUAAUUGUUGGGAAGACCCGUUUGCUACAGCCCAUCGAGUUUAUUAGUGGUCUGAUAGCCGUUCUUGGCGCCGCCCUAAUCUACUGCAUCGAUGUCAACACCUCGAAGGCGUGGUAUAUCGGCGCUCAGAUUCCUUUUGGGCUUGGAAUCGGUCUAGGAAAUCAAGUUCCGGUGACGGCGUUACAGGGAUUCGCGACGCCGGAAACCGUUGCAGCGAUGAUGGGAGUAGCUUUCAUGGCCCAAUCUAUCAGCGGUGCCUACUUUGUUUCGGCCGCCAAUUCUAUCUUCGACAACUACCUACUGCAGGCUUUGGCACGAACUGCUCCUCAAAUCGAUUCGGCAGAUAUCUUGUACAUUGGAGUAUCGGAACUUACGAAUUUUUACGAGGGGGAACAGCUGGCUGUGAUUCGAAACGCAUAUAUGGUUGGGAUCAAGGAUGUCUUCGCCUUCGCCCUAGCCGGUACCGCACUCACUGUAGUCCUGGCCCUUUUGAUCCCCUUCACAAGACUUCCUUCUCACGAGACUAAGAAGGCUGAGGAUAAGGAGGCAUCGGCCAAGGCCCCUUGA
Penicillium manginii is the source of this 1704-nucleotide messenger RNA. Its product is annotated as MDR family MFS transporter. Bases 1 to 1704 code for a protein of 567 amino acids. The transcript has 4 exons. Gene Ontology annotation, molecular function: transmembrane transporter activity. NCBI's taxonomy places the organism in Eukaryota, Fungi, Ascomycota, Eurotiomycetes, Eurotiales, Aspergillaceae. Gene Ontology annotation, biological process: transmembrane transport. The record is from RefSeq and is a predicted model, not a curated record.